This is a messenger RNA of Auxenochlorella protothecoides, 1797 nucleotides long. RefSeq lists its product as hypothetical. The transcript has 11 exons. The record is from RefSeq and is a predicted model, not a curated record. NCBI's taxonomy places the organism in Eukaryota, Viridiplantae, Chlorophyta, Trebouxiophyceae, Chlorellales, Chlorellaceae. Bases 1 to 1797 code for a protein of 598 amino acids.
AUGGAUAAGAGCUUGGAGCCUGGGGCGGUGCUGCUGCCUGCAGGAAUGACCAUUCGCGAGGGCCAAGAGUUGUGGGAAGGGGUCAAGUUCGGGCGCCUUCUGGGGGCAGGAGUCCAGGCACGAGUCUUCGAGCUGGUGCGCUCCGAUGGCACGCCCUCUGGGAAAGUGAUCAAGGUGGCCCACGCCGAUCUUGGACACAAGAUCCUCAACAGUCCAGUCGUCUGGAUCGGCGGGGAACGAGAAUGGGAGAUCGGCAUUCAGAUGCGAGUGGCGCUGCAGAAUGAGGACGGGACGCUGCCCGGUUUUAUGCGUGUCUAUGACUGCGUCGUCGUGGAGGCCAAUGACCGAGUCACCUUCACCGGCAUGACCAUGGAGAAGCUGCAGGGCUGGGAGGUGCACAAGCGUCUCUUGGAGCCCGAUUUCCACAACAUACACUAUGUCCGGGAAAUGCUGUACCAGUCCUUCUCUGCACUGGCUGCGGCGCAGCGCAAGCUGGGCUUCCACCACGCUGACCUGGGCAUGCGGAACAUCAUGGAGUGUUACCCUCGUGUGUUCACGGAUGUGGCAGAGGAGCAGACGGCGAAGAGCCUCGAUUCGCUGCGGCAGGCGGAGAGCAGCGGGAGCGACCCCGCCCCGGGUUCCCCCACCAGCUCCGCGGGCGAGCCUGCGGGCGGCACCUCGGCGGCGGCCAAGCUCAACGCCGCGGACGCCGACCUGCCGGAGCGCCACUCCCACCGCAGGGUGAAGCCUGUGCGUGGUUUCACCUGCAGCGCCUCGGGCGAGAUGCUGCCCCUGGGCCCCCAGGUGGAGUUCAAGAUCAUCGACUACGGCGUGGCCAUCUUCGACGAGCGGCUGGCGGAGUCCACGGGCGGCACUGAGUACAAGGGCGUGCUCCAGCGCAUCAAGCACGUGGUGGCGGCCAAGGAGGUGGUGUUCCCCUCGCGGGAGGGCACCCACCCCGGGAUCAACCGCACGGUGCCCCUGCAGACGAGCACGGGCGCGGUGGGGCGCGCCAGCCACGCCUGGCACCUGCUGCCCACGAAGCUGAAGAACAAAUUCCGGGUGAAGCAGACGCCUGUGGGCGCUUUCCCCGUGGUGUCAGACGAGUCCUUCACGGAGGCGCCGGCGGGCGUGGUGCUGGGCGCCAGCAAGCGCAUCCCGCGCCUGAACAACGCCACGCGCCGCCUGAUGAAGGAGUCUGGCUUUGCCCUGGAUGAUCCCCUGGCAAACCCCCAGGCCAAGGGGGACAACAUCGAGGCUGUCAGCAUGAGCCCCGUGGAGAGCCUGUACCGGAACUUCUGGCGGCGCAAGGGGGAUGUGUUUCACAUCUUGCUCUCUGUGGGGAUGGCCCUGGACAACAGGGUCUGGCCAAAGCAUGACGAGGACCUGGUAAAUGCCUUCAUCAGCCUCGUGUUCCAUUGCACGGGCGUGAAGGUCAAGGCCUCCUUUGCCGCGGCCAGCGAGACUGGCACCAACAACCUGUACGGAACCCUGGACCGAGCAGAGAGCCUGCAGGAGAUGAACAAGGCCAACCUGGCGAGGCAGACGGGGCACAAGGAGGAGAAGAGCGGCGAGAAGAGCCACCGUCUUCGUAACUUUGGGGUCAACCGCAAGUGGUACCGCCCCAUCCGCCGCUACCGCAUGUUGUUCAAGGCCCACAUCCAUCCCUACAACUCAGGCAUGACGGCCAACGAGGCCCUGGUAGCACCCUUCUUCGGACGCUGCCAGGCCUCCACUGCCGCGGUGGCCCCCAUUGACGUCGCGUCGGUGUUCCCAGGCGCAGUGACGGCAGACUAA